Messenger RNA from Alternaria atra, 2406 nucleotides. RefSeq lists its product as uncharacterized. The record is from RefSeq and is a predicted model, not a curated record. The transcript has a single exon. NCBI's taxonomy places the organism in Eukaryota, Fungi, Ascomycota, Dothideomycetes, Pleosporales, Pleosporaceae. The coding region runs from base 1 to 2406 and encodes 801 amino acids.
AUGCUAUCAGCACCAUUGACCAGGGCCCAUGCAACCGAUACCUCAGUGCAUCCGUCCAUCGACGCUUCGGAAGUAUCAGGGCUAUCCGCAUCCUCUACACACAAUCUCAGUGGCUUCUUGGGCCAGAGCUCGCCUACUUCUCUCACUAGACAUUACACUUCGCUCCAAGAGCAUGCCGACCAGAUUACUGGCAGAGAGAGUGCAGCGAAAGACGAAGGGCUCACUCCAAGACAAGUCAAUAGGCGGGAGGGGUUUAGCUGGAGCCAACAACCGAACCUUGAAGAUGAGAGGAGGCAUAGUCGCAACCCGAUGCCGAUAGAGCAAGAACGGCCAAGCUCACCUCCACCACUCGAGGAGAUCGUUCGCAGAACGACCAUCGACGAUGCAGACCAUCUCCAGAACACCCAGCUUCGACACAUGGACAGUAUGGAGUCACGCGCUUCUGGAACUAGCCAUCAGACUGUUUCCAUCGCUGCGUCUACGGAAACUAGUGAUUCCUACAUCCGCGAUAAUAGAAGAUCCUCUAUAACGGCUUUUGCCAAGGGCAUGGUACAGCAUGUACCCAGCUUGAGAAUGCUGCAUCCUCAAGAGAGCAAGGAAGACCAGCAGCGACGAGACUCUGGAGAUGGAGCUUCCAUGAAACUGCACAAGAAAGAUCGUGUGCUAUCAUUUGCACCGCCUCCACUCGUCAAGUCGAAAGAAUCAUAUGAGAAGGCGUCAAAACCAUCCGUCGUUGUUGAGGAGCCAUUGACACCAGUAAGAGCUCCGUCAACUCCAGUAGAUGCUGCAACUAUACCAUCGAGCCCACACUCGAUCCCAAAAGGCGGACUCCGAGACCGCAGAAAGGUCAAACUUGAUCUCUCAAUGCCAACUGAGACGCCAGACCUACCCGCUCGCGGCCGUUCACCCAUGGAUAUAACGGGCAGUCUCGGCGCCCCACGCGCGAGAAGUCCGAAAACACCAUGGGUUCGGAACGAGCAACCAAAGUGGGAGCCAGCCAUGAUGACUAAGUCUGCGCCGAUUCCUGAAAAGAACUACAUCGGCGACAACACCUCGGCGCUAAGAAACGGCAACCAUGGUGGCAUAGGCCUUCUACCCGACACGGAUAUAAUCUUCUCUUCACAAAUCCCAAAGUUCGAACGACCGCUGCCGAAGGUAAGAGAUCGGUGCUAUAUCAGCCGUCCAAAGUCCAAGAGAGCGAGAAGCGGCAGGAGUGACAAAAGUGGUACGAGUGCAAGUGAUUCAAUGCUAGCUCAGACACCGGACGGCAACUGGACACCUGCAGAAGAGAAGGCGUUCAAAGAGCAACAAGCCCAGACGAAAGUAGAGCUGCAGAAGAUAGCUUGUGAAUCCAAGGCAACCCGCUCACGACGCUGGACGUGGCGGGGUAAAACUUCCAGUGAAGAUGCUCCUCCUUCUUCUCCUGGACCAACGGAACCUAUGAGCCGCCGCUUCUCUAUCAACCCAUUCAGACGCUCAAAUCGGAUCUCGGACCAGACCGGUGCAGAAGCAACCAAACAACCAGCCUCAUCUCCGUUUCGUCCUACUCGCGGCAAACAUGUACCUCCACCAACGUCCCUUGCACAUAUUCAUGUCCCGCCUACUUUCAUUCCACCUGGCGUUCAGCGUGUACCCACGCCACCCAUGUUCGAUGCUAAUGGUGAAGUCAAAGGCAAGUUGGCAGAUUUCUUCUUCGAUGUCCAAGGCGGCGGCGGCAUGAACAUUCGUACGAAACACAAGCCCAGUCCUGGAGGCUACUGGGACUCUGAUGCUCUGCUCAUGAGUCUAUCAAGCGACAUCGACAACUAUGAAGACGAGGAAAAAGACGAAGGUCCCGAAGGUCCACGCAGCGAUAUCGUCUACACACCUGUCGACUUUGAACCGAAUGGCACACCUAGACUUACAGCGACCAUGAACAACAUUCAAGGCAACAACGCAGGCUACCUCAGCGUCAAACCACCAGCUAGCCCUUCAUUAGCAGCAGCGUCUCCAAUGCUCGGCCAUGAUGGUUGGUACCGCGUCCACCAGUCACACUUUUCCGAUGCACCUGAUGAACGCGUCCUCACAGCCCUUGCCCACCAAGAAGAAGAAGAACGCCGCAAGUUCGAAUGGCUUGUCCCCGAACAUCUUCCCAAUAGUCCUUUGUGCCCUCUACAUCAAAAGUACAAGGGGCCCAGUGCCGGCUUGUGCUACUGGCAUGGACGUAGGUCCGGUAAUAAGAUUAGGAAGGGGGAGUAUGGUAGUGUGGGAGUAAAAGCUGCUGGAAAGAGUAUGAGUGGAAGUAGUGGACACAGCAAGGAUGACUAUUAUGCUGGGGAUAUGGGGGUCGUCGGGACGCCGGGACUUGCGGGAACGCCUACUAGGGAGGUGAAGAAGAGGAGAUUGAUAAGUCUGUCCAAUUCUUGA